Pteronotus mesoamericanus is the source of this 693-nucleotide messenger RNA. RefSeq lists its product as uncharacterized. The coding region runs from base 1 to 687 and encodes 228 amino acids. Lineage: Eukaryota; Metazoa; Chordata; Mammalia; Chiroptera; Mormoopidae. The record is from RefSeq and is a predicted model, not a curated record. The transcript has 4 exons.
AUGGGCGCUGGCGGCCGAAGGAGAGCCCUCAGGGAGGCCGCGGGGCCUGGUUUCACGUCGUUGGGGAGCAGUCUCCAGGACCGGGGCCAGGAGUCCAAGCCGGCUCCUGCAGGACCAGGCAUUUGCACCCCGGCAAGUGCGCGGAGAAGACAGACUCAGGCUCUGCAGCUUGGUUCAGAUCCUACCCUGCCACUGAGUAGCUGGGUCACCUUGGGCAAGUCAUUUCCUUUCUGCGCUCCUCCGUCUAGCCUCAAAGUGAGGGUCAGCUGCUCACAGGAGGGCCUCUCAGGAGGGCCUCUUCACGAGCAGCCACACAAACAGUGGUCAAGAGGCUCAGGCAAGACCAUCCCCGUGGAGGCCCAGAGCAGGGUGUCCGGUGCCUGGACUGCGUCGUUCCUUCGACACAGCAUUCAAGUGUCUCCUGGUGACCAGGGACUGUGCCAGGCACCGAGGAGGCAGCGCGGUGCUCGUGCAGGCUCCAGCCCUGCGGGAGCCCCCACCCGGGGGGCAGACAGACGCCCUGUCAACGUGUGGCUCUUCCUCACAAGCACUUCUCUAAGGGACGGCUCCUCUCGCCCUCCUGUCACACUCGGCUCAGGCUGCACCCCAAGGGAGCCCCCCACCCCGGUGAUUGCGUGCCCUGGGUUCCCGUGGCCUGCGCCUCAUAGUAUUGUCGUUGCCCAUUGACAGGCU